GUACACGAAUCAGCUGCGUCCUAAGCUGACCUUUCUCUUCCCUCCUCACUCGAACUCCUCAAUCCUAAAGCCAAGGGCACUUCACCAUCGCCCGAGGUGUUUCCGGGUCUCGUUCUGAGAGGUGGUUUGCUCACAGGCUCAGACCUCGCCACUCUCCGUUCAGCAUCCUUCCAUGUCUUCUUCUUCCACGCCGCAAGCUCCGGUCCCACUCCCGGUAAAUGUAGACACUACAGAUGCAAAGAUCCUCGACGAUGACGAUGCAUCACACCCUGACCAGAGGGACAGCAGAGACAUCUACCUCCCGAAUCACGUCGAAUUCGUGUCCCACAUUGCAGUAGAUGUCGGCGGGUCACUGGCCAAAGUGGUAUACUUUACUCGAUCUAGACACUCGUCAAAUGAUGCGACUCCUGCAGAAUCAGUAGCGGUUCCCCCGACCUCGACUCCUCAUCUGGCUCCUUCCACCUCGAGCUCUUCUCUUUCCUCCUCCUACCUGGGCCACUCUGCUGCUGUCGCAAGUGGAAGCGGCACUGGCCCCCGCUCUCGUCAAUCAUCCACUGGGGGAAGUCGUCCGCCUCCACCUAGGUCGCCAGACUAUCCCAACCAUUCGCAGCCGAGUGGGACUCUUACCCCUUCGGCGAUUCUCAGCGACCAUGCGAGGAUACCGCAUCAUCAGGAUUCCGCCAUGAGGGCGAUGAGGUCUUCGCUCUUGAAGCAGAGGUCUUUGCCGCCGAAUAUACCUGGAGGAAGACUAAAUUUUAUCAAAUUCGAGACGUCUGACAUCGAGUCUUGCGUUGACUUUCUUCGAGAGCUGAUCGAAUCUUCGGCCAAAGCAAACAAUGUCACCAUCCAAGAGAUGAGAAAGGCGGUCAAGCUCAUGGCUACCGGCGGUGGUGCUCACAUGUACUACGAGCUCUUCGAGACAGAGCUGGGCAUUGAGGUUCAGCGCGAAGAUGAAAUGGGCUGUCUCAUAACGGGUCUGAACUUCAUUACAUUGAUACCUGACGAGGUGUUUUGGUACAGUGAUGAGCUGGUCUCGGCCCUUCACAGCCCUCUGCCUGACAAGAGCCUUGGCAGAGCCGAUCCCUCUCAACCGCCGACCUCUUCGCCUGGCCAAGAUGAGCCCCUUCCCAGACCAUCGCCGAACCCUCCCCUUUAUGCGCCCAUGUUCGAGUCGAAUCCGACGCCGAAACUGCCUUGCCUUCUGGUUAACAUUGGUUCAGGAGUCAGUAUCAUCAAGGUUGACGACUAUGGCAAGUUCGAGCGAGUCAGCGGAACGAGCUUGGGAGGAGGGACAUUGUGGGGACUACUGAGCAUGUUGACAGAUGCCGAGAGCUUUGAUGAAAUGCUCGAACUCUCUGAACAGGGGGACAAUUCUACAGUCGAUAUGCUGGUAUCAGACGUCUAUGGCAAUUCCAAUGCUCUGAAUGCCUUUGGCCUCAAGUCGUCGACCAUCGCGUCGUCCUUUGGCAAGGUGUUUCGCCGAGAUGCUCGUGGCUCGGGCGGAGCUGAAGGUCGUAAGAAGAAGUUCUCCCCUCAGGAUAUCUGCAAAUCUCUACUGUAUGCAGUCUCGAACAACAUUGGUCAAAUUGCGCACAUGACGGCUGAAAAGUACGAAUUGGAUCGAAUCUACUUUGGUGGCUGCUUCAUUCGGGGUCAUCAAGCGACAAUCUCUACGCUCAGUUAUGCUAUCCGCUUCUGGUCAAAGGGCACCAAGAGGGCUUUCUUCUUGAGACAUGAGGGCUAUCUGGGUGCGAUUGGGGCCUGGAUCAAACACCUAGACGAUCCAGUGGGGGGCCUCCCAGUGCCCCUUGGGAACGCAUCUGCGCAAGUCAACGGCAGAGCCCAGCCACAAGAGCUGUCACGGAGCGUCGCAGACGUAGAUAUGCAGAGUGGCGCCGCUAACCAAGCUCAUGCGCACUUUGAUCAUCUGGACACGCCAACGCUAGAGAAACCGCAGCCUUCCGAAUCAGGCGCUCCCAGGACGGCAGUGUCGCUCGUCGAUGGAGACCCGAAGCCGACCUCACAACGCUCACAACGACAGGCUCAAGACGAGGGGAUGGACAUGCUUUCUAUGCUUAGCUCCCUUCAGGAUGAUCAUCGCGCUCUUGUCGCGCCGCUUGUCGCUGCGCAGACCAAAGUGUCCGGCGAUGGAACCCCUCGCGGACUGGUGAACGGGAACGGUAGCCACGCAGUGCUAUCACAUCGUUCCGAAGAGGCUGCAGAUGAAGAGGAAGAUGUUGCGGAUGAAGCUGCUAUGGACAAUGUAGAAGAUCUUCAGGAUCUGCUUGCUCAGCUGGACGCGGCAAACGGGGCAGCCGACGGUCUGGAGAGUAAGCUAGAUGGGCUGUUGGAGCGGCUCGACGGUUUGUUGGGCCGAGCGGAAAUCGAAGAAGAGUAAGACGCAGGCUGGCAAAUCUUAAUGUACCACAAUGGGCCGCUUCAUGUGUGCGAGUGUGAUCAGGAAGUGUGGGAGAGGAAGACCGAUGGCGGCUGCCGAGAGUGCCGAUUGGGAC
This is a messenger RNA of Microstroma glucosiphilum, 2513 nucleotides long. Its product is annotated as fumble-domain-containing protein. The coding region runs from base 173 to 2398 and encodes 741 amino acids. Gene Ontology annotation, biological process: coenzyme A biosynthetic process. The transcript has 2 exons. The record is from RefSeq and is a predicted model, not a curated record. Gene Ontology annotation, molecular function: ATP binding; pantothenate kinase activity. NCBI's taxonomy places the organism in Eukaryota, Fungi, Basidiomycota, Exobasidiomycetes, Microstromatales, Microstromataceae. Gene Ontology annotation, cellular component: cytosol; nucleus.